AUGACGGUUACUAUUCCUUUGACUGAAACCAAUCUUUUCAAACCAAUCUCUAUUGGAGAUGUUAAGCUAAACCAUAGAAUUGUUCAUGCACCCACGUCAAGGAAAAGAUCUACUAAGGACAACUAUCCUACUGAUUUUAUGAUUGACUACUACAAAUCAAGAUCUCAGUAUCCUGGUUCUUUUAUCAUAUUUGAGUCCUGUUUGGUGUCAGAGAGAAGCGGUCUUGUACCUCAUAAAAUAGGGUUAUGGGAUGAAAAACAUUGUCUUGCCUUGAAACAAAUUGUUGAUCAAGUGCAUAAUAACAAUUGUGUUAUCAGUUGCCAAAUCAUGGCUAACGGAAGGACUUCAAAUGCCAAACUCAUGCAAAGUAAGAAUUUACCUAUUUUAGCUCCAUCAAUUACUUAUCCUAAUGAAGCUGCUGAGAAAUUAGCUACUGAAUUGAAUUUCCCAAUCAAGCCGUUAACAGUUGACGAAAUUCAUAAUAUCCAGGACGAUUUUGUUAAUGCUGCUGUUAAUUCAUUAAAAAUUGCCGAUUUUGAUUUUGUUGAAUUACAUGCCACAUCUGGGUUUUUGAUUGAGCAAUUUUUGUCACCACUUUCAAACAAAAGAACCGAUGAAUAUGGUGGUGAUUUGGUCAAUAGAUGUAGAUUUUUGAUUGAAAUUAUUGACAAGUUCAUUAAUCAUCCAGAUAUUGGGCCUAAGAAGUUUGGUGUUAGAAUCAGUCCAUGGUAUUCCCAUAAUGGAAUGGUGUAUCCGGAAGAAGUAAAUUUAGAGGAUGGUAUUCCGUAUCAAUUUUGUCAGUAUAUUUUGAAGCAAUUAGAGGUUAGAAAAUCUCAAGGAAAUGAAAUCGCCUAUGUUUCAAUUGUCGAGCCAAGAGUAUCUGGAAAUUCUGAUGUUGAUAGUUUUGGUGAUAAAUCGAACGACGAGAUAAUCAAAAGUUGGAGUGGUAAACUUAUUCGUGCUGGUGGUUAUGCUACUAAUUUUAAUGUUGAAAAUCCUACUUUAAUUAAAACCAAUAAACAGGUUACUAAUGAAGGUGGUGAAAUUGUUCAUUAUGCUAAUUUAAUUAAUGAUGUCAACAAUGAUGAUAGAACAUUAAUUGGAUUUUCAAGACCAUUUACAAGCAAUCCUGAUUUGGUAUAUCGAUUGGAAAACAAUUUGAAAUUAGAAUACUACGACAGGCCAACCUUUUAUACUCAAACAGGUGAAGGUUAUUUGACUUUCAAGAAUUAUGAUGGGUCUGCGGUGACUAAGUUGCCAGAGAAAGAGCUUAUGCGAGAGGGAAUCCUGUUGCAAUAA
This is a messenger RNA of Candida albicans SC5314, 1299 nucleotides long. RefSeq lists its product as uncharacterized. The transcript has a single exon. Lineage: Eukaryota; Fungi; Ascomycota; Pichiomycetes; Serinales; Debaryomycetaceae. Gene Ontology annotation, molecular function: FMN binding; NADPH dehydrogenase activity. Bases 1 to 1299 code for a protein of 432 amino acids. The record is from RefSeq and is a predicted model, not a curated record.